Messenger RNA from Penicillium mononematosum, 666 nucleotides. RefSeq lists its product as uncharacterized. NCBI's taxonomy places the organism in Eukaryota, Fungi, Ascomycota, Eurotiomycetes, Eurotiales, Aspergillaceae. The transcript is spliced from 2 exons. The coding region runs from base 1 to 666 and encodes 221 amino acids. The record is from RefSeq and is a predicted model, not a curated record.
AUGAAGGACGGGAAACAGAACCUGGUAGAGAACCCGCUCGAUCGCAGUGGAGCAAUCCAUCCUGGAGUUGGCUUGGACAUCCAUGGCAGCUCCGCUGGAGCGUCGACUCUGGGCGGGUUUGUGCAGCUGCGAUUUUCUGGACAAUCCCACUGGCACACGUAUGGUCUGACAUGCUUUCACGCCGUUUGGCCCCCAGAGGGGAAGCGCCCAGAAUCAAUGUACAGAUUGAAGGAGCAGCAACCGCUAAUGGUGACUAUAGCGCUUUCAAACUGGGAAUAUGGCCCGCUCAGAUUAGGACAUCCACUCUCCACCAUUGCCCGACAAAUCUUGAAAGUCGAUCAUCCAUCUCUCGGAGAUCUCCAGCAUACCAUCGCCGAGAUAAGUGGCAUUAUCGAUAAUAUUAAAACCGAAGAGUUUCUCGAGUUGGAAGCGACUCAGAGGGCAAUUGACGAAGGCGAGGAUCUGUGGAUUCCAGAAUCCGCCGCCAGGCGUUAUAAGGGAAUCGCCAGGCAAAUCAGCGACCUUGAAGCCCACCGACAACCACUUGCAACGAUGCGCGACAAUAGGUCCUACUACCUGAGACAUGUUGUUGCUGGAAGCGGCGUGUACCGGACCCAAAAGAACGGUGCAGAACAAGCCAUCAAGUAUGGACUGGGCUUUGAUUGA